Messenger RNA from Kwoniella botswanensis, 1908 nucleotides. RefSeq lists its product as uncharacterized. The record is from RefSeq and is a predicted model, not a curated record. NCBI's taxonomy places the organism in Eukaryota, Fungi, Basidiomycota, Tremellomycetes, Tremellales, Cryptococcaceae. Bases 1 to 1908 code for a protein of 635 amino acids. The transcript is spliced from 15 exons. Gene Ontology annotation, molecular function: protein binding.
AUGUCAAACAACCUCCAACAUCCUUCUGUCUCAGACGACACUUCUACCACGAACGAUCAUGAACCCGACACAACCUCUAAGCCGAGCAAGAGGGAUAUACUGAAAUCCGUAUUCACCCUCGCACCUUCCAUACCUAUCUCAUCCGAACAGCAGAGGCAAUCUGCGCUCGUAGAGAAUGAUAUACAGCGGGAUUAUGCGAGAAUGAGGGAUGAGGAUCUACAAGAGCUGCAGAGGAGGCAGGGAGCUACGAGGGUUAUUCAGAGGUAUUACAGAGGGUAUAGGGAUAGGAAGAUGGUUAAAGGAAUGAAAUUACAGCGGGAUGCAAGAUGGGAUGAUCUCGUGAAACAGACUGGCGAACAAAGUUACUCGAAAGGUCAAUUGGAUAAUAAAAAUGAUGUGAAGUCUAGAUGGCAUCGUGCAGUCCAAGCGGCCUCUCGACUCGAAUCGGGCGAGGGCCUCUAUAAUCCCCCUUCAGAUCUUAUCGAGGAUAUACCAACGGAAGAAAUACCGGAAUCCACCAAGAAAGCUAGACGAGCGACUUUCUGGGGUAAUCUCAGCUUACCUAUCGCCAAGGAUCAAAACACGGGCAAGGGCAAAGAUAGGGAUGAGAAUGAGGUGUUACCUUAUCAGAGUAAAGCGCUGGAACAGCAACAUUGGCUCGAGAUGAUUGACGGUAAACAUAGAUAUGGAAGUAAUAUGAAAUACUAUUUCAGGAAAUGGAAAGAAGCUGAGACUCAGGAUAACUUCUUCAGAUGGCUAGAUAGAGGCGAAGGCAAAGAUCUUGAUCUGGAAGAGAUGCCUAGAGACAGACUGGAAAAGGAACGAAUCAUGUAUUUGUCUGCCGAACAGAGGUUGAAUUACUUGGUUAAAGUGGAUAAAGACGGGUUAUUGAGAUGGGCAAGGAACAACGAGCUUGUCGAUACUGCCGCUGGGAAAUGGAAAGAUGCGGGCGAUGGUAAAGGGAUAAUACCGGAAGAUAAUUCUUCAGAUAACGAAGACGAGCAACGACCGCGUAAAGAUGAUUAUGCAACAACAUCAAAGACACCUUGGAAAGCUCGAAAAUCCCACAAAACCGGAUCGACCCCAUCGUCAUAUGGAUCGGCGAGUGAUCUGUCGAUAUCGUCGGAUAGCUAUUCGGCGGAAUCGGAUUUGGAUGAUAAUGAGGAUACCCAUUAUGUAGGGCUGGAUAAGGCUGACGAAGAGCAGGGUUGGUUGGAGAGAAAGAAGAAGAGAUUGACUCCUGGCGGGAUGAGGAAGGAAUUGUUGAGGAAGACUGUAAGACGCAAUACCUGGAUUUACGUUAGUGAUAUGAAGUUAAACUUAUUUGUCGGGAUCAAGCAAAGUGGUAAUUUCCAACAUUCUUCAUUCCUGGCUGGAGGCAAAGUCACAUCGGCAGGUAUAAUAGUAGUGAAACACGGAUUGAUCAAAUCGCUCAAUCCGUUGAGUGGACAUUAUAGGUCGUCCAUCGAGCACUUCAGAGCUUUUAUUGGUCAACUUGAGAAUAGAGGCGUGGAUUUGAGUCAUGUUAAGAUUGCCAAGAGUGUUCUGUCAUUAUGGGGUUUAUCGAAAUACGCCAAGAUAACCAAACGUGAACAAAACUUCAUAUCCACUAUCAAACAUGCUUUGCACAUCUCAUCUGAACCUACUGAAGAGGAGAAAUCAGCCGAGUUGAAAGCCAACGCCGAAAGGGAAGAGAAGGAACAUCAGGAAAGGAUGAAAAGGGUUCAUAUUGCCGAGGAGGAGAGUGGGCUGAACGACCCUCAACGGAAGGGGGAUGUAAAAGAAGGAGGUGACGAAGAGGAAUUGAGGAAGGUCAGGAGGGAAGUGCUUUACGGUAAAGAAAGAGAAAAGGAUAUAGAGGAUAAAGAGCGUAAGGAAGAUACCAAACGGGAAAUACGACCUGUAUGA